CUUCAGAUCCAGGAUCCAAGCGCUGGCCGGCGACCGGGCACUCUCGCGGCCAGAUGGUGGAUCCCCGCCCAGAUCCCGAAUCAGAGCCCGAAUCCGUGUUCCCACGGGAGGUCAGACUCUUCGCCGACUCUUACUCGGAGAAGAGCCGGUUCUACUUCUGUGGGCACGUGCUGAGCAUCACGGAGAACUUCGGGUCCCGCCUCGGGGUGGCAGCGCACGUGUGGGACGCGGCUCUAAGCCUGUGCAACUAUUUCGAGAGUCAGAAUGUGGAUUUCCGAGGCAAGAAAGUGAUCGAACUGGGCGCUGGGACGGGCAUCGUGGGUAUCUUGGCAGCGCUGCAGGGGGGGGAUGUUACCAUCACUGACCUGCCCCUGGUCCUAGAACAGAUCCAGGGCAACGUCCAGGCCAAUGUGCCGGCUGGAGGCCGGGCCCAGGUCCGCGCCUUGUCCUGGGGGAUUGACCAGCAUGUCUUCCCUGGAGACUAUGACCUGGUGCUGGGGGCUGAUAUCGUGUAUCUGGAGCCCACCUUCCCACUGCUGCUGGGGACCCUCCAACACCUGUGCGGGCCCCAUGGCACCAUCUAUCUGGCUUCCAAGAUGAGAGAGGAGCACGGGACAGAGAGCUUCUUUCAGCACCUCCUGCCCAAGCAUUUCCAACUGGAGCUGGCCAAGCGGGAUGAGAAUGAGAAUGUUAACAUCUAUAGGGCCAGGCACAGGGGACCAAGACCUGCUUGAUGUCACCCUUCUGCUCCUCUGAACACCUUGUUCUAAUGAAGGAACUGCCAUAUGUCCAGAGCCGUAAACAUAAGGACCCAAAACGAUGGAUUUCCCUUGCCGCUGUCUUUCCUCCUUCCCUUUUUGUUUCCUGAGAUACUCUUGGGCAGGUGCAGGGAGGUGCUAUGUGCUAGCAAUACUAGAGCCCUAGCUGUACUGGGCUAGAGUGCAAAGGAAAUUCCCAGUUCCUGUUCUCAGCAGAGGAAGAUGGGAGGGUAUCCAGGAUUUUAGGGGAAGGAGAGGUAAGUGGGAUGUGUGAACAGUGGCUGCAGAGAGACAGUCAUGAUCCCAUCUAGUCCUGCUGUUGUCUUUUUAUACAGAAUGGACUUUUUUUCCAGAUUCUACUGGAAUUUUUAAAAAAGGAAAAUAAAUAAGCAUUAAAGAUCUCUUCUGCAUCCAGAGAACUCGGGCUUUUACUGGGGGGCUGGGAAGCAAGAAAACUCCAACCACCCACUUCUUGCUUCUAGAGAUAGUCUGGUGGAACCAUGGCUCUAACUGGGUCAAGUCCUCCCAGCCCUGAAGUUGGGGAUAGGCAGCAGAGCUGUCCUUUGGACCAUAGCUCCUUCACUCUUUCUGGAGUCGGAGCUCUGAUCACUAAGUACCAGGUUCUCUUUGAUUUUUCUUUAGUCCUUCCUUCCUAAUGUGUUUCCCCUUUACCUCUUUUCUCCUCCCACUGUGGGGCCUCUGAUGGGGGCUCUUCUGACUUACUCCUUGGGCCACACAUCACCUCCUGGGGCCUCCUGGCCUCCAUUCACUCCCCUUCAAACCAUUUUGUAAACUCUGGUGAUCUUCCAAAAUCAGCUCCGAUUAGCUUCUGCUGCUGCCCAACAGAAGCAAGAAUAAGCUCUUCUGCUUGGUACUCAGUGUGUCCCGUGUGAUCCUGCUCCUUCAUUUCCUACCGGUUUCCUACAUGUGUGGCAACCUCUGGCCAAAUUACAAAAGGUCUACUCUUUGUUCCCUAAAUCCACACCAAAGUUCCCUGGCUUCUUCCUUCAUUCUUUUUGAUGAUUCCCUGCCUGGAAGGGCUAUUUCUACCUCUCAAACUCUUCAUUAUUCUUAGCUCCUCUCCUGAAAAAAGCUUUUCCUGAGCCUCCUGUUUGAAUAUGAUUUCUUUCUCCCUUGAGACGCUUUAACUAACUGUUCGUCUUGUGAGGCUUACCUUGUCUUGUGUGAUCAUUUGUCUGCUCCCUAUUUUCUCACCAUUAGAUUACCUUGGAGGGCAGGGCUAUGGUUCCUGGCACACAGUUGGUGUUCAUCAAAUAUUUUUGUUCGUUCAACAAAUAUUUACUCCUCCUCCCUGUAUGACCUUGGCCAAACUUCUGAACCCACCCAACUACCUCACAAGUUUGUCAUGAGUCAUAAAUGGAUAAUGAAUAUGAAGUACAUUGGAAAUAAACAUGAAGUGUUACCACG
This is a messenger RNA of Lipotes vexillifer (Yangtze River dolphin), 2186 nucleotides long. RefSeq names its product EEF1A lysine methyltransferase 3 (gene EEF1AKMT3). Bases 54 to 734 code for a protein of 226 amino acids. Lineage: Eukaryota; Metazoa; Chordata; Mammalia; Artiodactyla; Lipotidae. The transcript has 3 exons. Gene Ontology annotation, cellular component: cytosol; protein-containing complex. The record is from RefSeq and is a predicted model, not a curated record.